Trypanosoma theileri is the source of this 1479-nucleotide messenger RNA. RefSeq lists its product as uncharacterized. Bases 1 to 1479 code for a protein of 492 amino acids. The transcript has a single exon. The record is from RefSeq and is a predicted model, not a curated record. Lineage: Eukaryota; Euglenozoa; Kinetoplastea; Trypanosomatida; Trypanosomatidae.
AUGGAUCUCCGCAUUCCCCUCUCAUGCGUGUUCACCGCCGCACUCACACCGCGCCACGAGGUACCGCAUCGCACGCUGCGUCUCGACUUCACCCACCCCUUUGUGCACUAUCUUGACUCCGACGACACGCGGCUCCCGCAGCACCCGGCGCUGAACGUCACUGCGCAGCCGGCGGAGGCGUACGAGACGUACGUUGGCGAGGAUGUCUGGACACGUGAGGGAGAAGAUACGAAUAACACUGGGAGUACUCACAAUGGUGCAUCUUCCGCUUCCACACCUUCUUUCAAUGAAGUAGUGCAGUGGGUGAUGGAGGCCAUUGCUGAGGUGGGUGGUGAUGGGUGCGGGGUGGUGUUGUGUGGACGGUACGUUGUAGCGGACGACUGUGGAUGGGCGGUUUCCUCGCGAACCCCAACAUUGUACUCACCGAGGGAAGUGUUUAUCGCGAUGCGUAAUUCGUCCAAGUUCUUGCAUGAUAUACACCACCAACUACAUUAUAAGAUGAAUGAAAAUUGUGAGGGUUCUCAUGAGGCAUCAACAGUAGUAGCACCAUCAGCAACAACAGGAACGGCAAGAGGAUGUGUGGAGGUGACACUUGCGAGGGCAUUGGGAGGUGAUCCUGUGAAAGAGUUCCGUGUAUUUAUGCCAUAUCGUCUGCAUUUAGUGGAAGGUGGUAAGAAGAUAUUUGCAGAGGUUUGGGAACAAAAUAGGUUCGCUGGAAUAAGUCAGCGUGCAACAGAUAUCUGUAUCCCCAAACUAAUGGAAUGGGAUGAACAUACACAUAAUGAGAACUAUGCUCUUGUGAUGCAUCAUGUGGAAGAGGCCAAGAUAUUAGAAAAGGCACUUGAAACAGAUGCACAACUACAAGGGGCUUUGCUUCGGCGUUUGGGUUCAUUAAAUUGUUUAAAUAAAGAAUCUAUUAUAGAGUCAUGCUUUGUAUUGCUUUCAGUAGACAUACUAUUUGAGAAUCUAUCGUUACCGCUUCAUCUACUAAGCGCAAAAGUAAAGUUUUUUUCUCAUGACAAGGUAAAAGAUUCUAAGUUUCUCUUUCCUUUCAUCAAGGAAGAAGAUGCAGCAGUCAACGGUAGCAACACCGAUGAAGACAUAAGUGAUACAGAAAGUGACAAGGAUAAUAGGGAGGAUGAAGAAGAAGAUGAGGAAAAAUUGUACGAUUCUGUUAGUUUUUUUCGUCUCUUUCGUGAUAUUACGAACUGGAAUCAAUAUGUUGAAAUCUGGCGAGAACGGUAUUAUGUAAAGGGUAAUAAUGCAGAGAACUCGGAAAAAGAGAAAAAACGGUAUUUUGUUAUCGCAUCUGAGCGCAGUGACCUAGCCUGCACUACCGAAAGUAUAAUGAAACGUGGAGUACCACUUGAAUUUAUGUGCCCAGAACUGAUGCAAGGCGAUGAAGACUUUCAACGAGAGUGGCGGGAAAAACUCAUGCAUUGCAUGAAUAUGGCAAAACCCCCUAAUGGGAGUUCGUAA